This is a messenger RNA of Prunus armeniaca (apricot), 492 nucleotides long. The record is from the annotation of a GenBank genome assembly. NCBI's taxonomy places the organism in Eukaryota, Viridiplantae, Streptophyta, Magnoliopsida, Rosales, Rosaceae.
AUGGUGAAGGACAAGUUCUAUUUCUUAUGUCUGCUUAGUAUUUGGAUUGAGAUAGCGGAGGACAGGUACAACAUAGAUGCUCUUGAUGCUUUAUUUGCAGUUAUAAUGUCCACCUACCCAUAUGAUGAAUUGGCCAUCAAAUCUCUUGCAGCAGCCCUAAAAUAUGGCCCUGUUCCUGUUCCUGUUCCUCCUCAACUGAGCUCCUCACAGGCCUCCAAUGGCACAGGCGGCUUCUAUUUCGUCUUCAAUAACGUUACUGGGAAUACAUUUCAUGCUACCAAUUCCAACAGGGUCGGAAUUUUGGGUUCCUUCAACGAAGGCGCCAACCCCGAGGAAGGAAAACUUUAUUGGUUUUGGUGGCAAAACUACAAAACUCAGCCCUAUUGGCAGAAAGCGAUCAAGUUCUUUCUUCUGCUAGCCCGCGAACUUAUCUUCCUCUUAAGCCAGUCAGCAGGACUGCUUACGGUGCUUGUUUUACAUACUUGUCUCUAG